CCUUCAAUCUUUCCUAUUUGUGGGAGUAGUAUUUAUUCACAAGUGCAAUCCAAAUUUUCCUAUAAUUCACUCAACAAAUCUCGCUUUUCGCAUUCAAUUCCUCGGUUUUCCUUCUCGUUUCUGGGUGCCAACAUGACAAUCUGUACAAGAAUCUGAGUCGAUCGGAAUUCAGGUUUGGUUGUCACCCAUGUAACGCGACAGGAAAAGGAAAAGAAAAAAAGGAAGAGAGAGAGGGAGAGAGAGAAAAGGAAGAAGUUCAGAAACAAGAUAAGGUGGAAGCAAUGGAGCUGAAGGGAAAUUUCUUGCCUCAAUUUAAAGUUCCGGAAAGCCAAUUCGUGUUGCCUUCCUCGGGCAAACGCGAAUAUAUGGUUGUCGUCGGAAUGUUUACUAGGGAGACAUUUCCUGCUCAGUACUAUAGAUGGAAGAAUCUUGAAGUUCAUUGCAACAAUGACCAAAGCAUCAGGUACUUGGCUCCUUCUAGGAAUGAGAGCUCAAAGCUGCCUGACCUCUCAUUUGACCGGCUGCAGCUUACUGACAAGGAAUGUACUGGACUACAAAGGAGGAACUUUGGUCGUUUUGUUGCUCGUGAGGCUAUACUAGAUGAAGAAUAUUGGACAGCGGCAUGGCUCCGAGCAGAAGCCCAUUGGGAGUCCUUAUCUUAUAUGAGGCAUGUUGACAGUUAUAAAAGGAAGUAUGCUGAAGAGGAGUUCUAUGCUUUGAAGCGAAGAUGUUUUGGACAGGAGGGAAAUUCAUUGAACUGCUAUUGUUUUGUUGCAAUGAAGAAAGAAGAUAGAAGUGUCAGAAGAACAGUCCUGAACAGUAUAGUGGGAACGUUGGACCUAAGUAUUAGGCAGUUUCUGCAAGGGGAAACAUAUCCUGGGGAAAUAAAGAAACUGUCUGCUGUUUUGGCUACCCCAGAGCCCUUUGAUACACAUAAAUAUGCUUAUAUUGCAAAUGUUUGUGUAGCAAAGUUUGCUCGACGCCAGGGUAUUGCUUCAAACAUGUUAUACUUGGCUACUGAAGUAGCCAUGAUGGCAGGGAUGAAGCAGCUCUUUGUUCAUGUAAAUGCAGACAACAAGCCUGCUCAGGAUCUCUACAUAAAGACUGGCUUUAAGGUUGUCGAGGCAGCUUCAUCUCCUACUUCAAAAGAUCAGAGGAUACUCAUGUCUAUGGAAUUGUGCAAGAUUCUGUCUUCAUCACAAAAGCGUCUGAAGAUCAGCGCUACCACGUAAAAGACGCACCACGAACUCUAUAUAUGUUCUUGAGUAAGUAAAAUCAUCAGUAUAUGCUAAACAAAGAUGAGAACAGGACUGUUUAUAUUAGAAUGUAUGUUUACUAUGAUAUUGAUAAUUAUCUUAGGGAGAUGAUACAUUUUAUUUGAUGUAACAAAGGCUCAAAUGAUCAUUUGAUGUAAAGUGUGUUUAAGUUAUAUGAUAUCUUGAUGCUAUGUUCAAAAUUUUUGACCAGUUAUAAUUGACAAGUAGCACUUUUA
Messenger RNA from Sesamum indicum (sesame), 1492 nucleotides. Its product is annotated as GCN5-related N-acetyltransferase 6, chloroplastic. NCBI's taxonomy places the organism in Eukaryota, Viridiplantae, Streptophyta, Magnoliopsida, Lamiales, Pedaliaceae. Gene Ontology annotation, molecular function: acyltransferase activity, transferring groups other than amino-acyl groups. The record is from RefSeq and is a predicted model, not a curated record.